GCGGCGUCAUACCUGAGCUUCACGGCCAGCCAACGACCAACCCACUCUGUCCCCAAGAUAGAUAGACCGUCACCCUGUAUACUUUUCUUAGACCACAUUCCUGCAUCCUAUCCAAGACAGCCGCUCCCAUACGACUACCGAGCUCAUCCACCUUUCUGAUACCGAGCCCACAGCGUCUUCUGAUUCCCCGCCAGUCCCAUACAACCCCUCAUCCCGACGGCAGACCUCUGAACACACUCUGCGACAAUGGCGCAGGAUCCUCGGGCAUUGCUGCAAAAGGCAGACAAGCUACUCUCCAGCGCAUCUGGAGGCUUCGGCUUCUUUGGCAACAAGGAGGGCAAGUAUCAGGAUGCCGCCGACCUGUACAACCAGGCUGCAAACGCAUACCGGAUGCAGAAAAACAACCGAGAAGCAGGGCAAGCAUUUGAGAAGGCUGCGCAAGUCCAGCUCAACAACCUGAAGGAUCCAGACGACGCCGCCAACACAUACGUCGAUGCGUUCAAGGUCUACCGACAGGACAACCCCGAGGAUGCGGCUCGGUGUCUAGACUUCUCUAUCAACCAGUACUGUACCAAAGGCAACUUCCGGAGGGCGGCGUCACACAAGGAGAACCUGGGCGACCUGUUCGAGAACCAACUGGGCGACAUGAAGCGGGCCCUCGAGGCGUACGAGGCCGCUGCUGGGUGGUAUGAGAGCGAUGGAGCUGCUGCCCUCGCGAACAAGCUUUACCUGAAGGUUGCCGACCUUGCCGCCCUCGACGGCGACUACCACAAGGCGAUCGAGAACUACGAGAAGGUGGCGGCGCAGUCCAUCAACAAUAACCUGAUGCGCUACAGCGUCAAGGAGUAUUUCCUCAAGGCGGGCAUCUGCCACCUCGCCACCGGCGACCUGAUCGGCACCAACCGGGCGCUCGAGAAGUACCGCGACAUGGACCCCGCCUUCGGCACGCAGCGCGAGCACCAGCUGCUGGUGGACGUAAUCGGCACCAUCGAGAACGGCGACUCGGAGGGCUUCGCCGACAAGCUCUACGCCUACGACCAGAUGAGUAAGCUCGAUAAGUGGAAGACUACCUUACUGCUCAGAGUGAAGGGCAAUAUCCAGCAAGGCGCCGAAGGCGAAGAGGACGAGUUCUCUUAGAUUUUGGCCAGACAGGGCUUGUGGGGGGAUUUUGACCUUUCCUUUACUUGAUUCCCUUUCUUUUGCUGUCGAGGCGUUAGGAUUGCAGCAUUACAGACGUUCACUCAGUUGUUAGGCAGGUUGCCACCCGUGUUCAUAUCACUGGGCAUAAACAGUCCCUGUGGACUCCAUGCGAGGUAUACACUCCACGCCAAUAUACAAUCUAUUUGGAGCCGUCCGGGCAGCUACAGUGACCUGGUAUUAGCUUCAUGCAGACAGAUCAUGUGAGUAUGGCCGUGGCCAGCGACUUCGCCAUGACCUGAGGAUUGACCGAUGUGGCUUCACAUGGAUAUUCAUCGAGACAGAUUGUGUGGGAGAUACCAUAAGCUCUACUCUGGCAACAUCAUACGGGCAUGUGCCUUGGGCCGCAAUCUUCAGGUCACCCUUUCGAAAUGGUGUGGAAUUUUGGAGCUAGCAUUCUAUGCUUCCAGACUUGCAGAUAGACAGCCGAAUCCUACAGCAGCUCUAGGGUGGACGGCUGAAGCCUGACUAACCCAACGCCUUGAUCUCAUUUGUAUGUGCUGCAUUUCGUUCAGCACCAAUGAUCAACGAUGCAUGCAGAGCAAAUGCCCCAGUACCGACUCCAGGAACCAGCGGCUGUAACAGCACAGUCAUAGCAGAUGGAGCUUCCUUCUUCUCCACAGCGCGGGCAAGCCCACGCUAGCAGUGAAAAGGGGUGGUUCGCGUCACUCGGAGACAGUGUGAUACCGAGGACACAGUGGAGGUCGGCCAUGAGCAAGCUCAGAGGACCGACCACCAGGUUUGCCAAAAAUGAGUAUAAUCGUGAUCAUGCCCCAUUGGAGCAAUCUCAGGGAUUAAACUGAGAAGAACAGAUACUACACUUGAUCUAAGCCAUAAUGGCAAAGAGAGCUGGGGAGGAAAGAGGAGAAGGGGGAGGGAGGAAAAGGGCGAGGGAGCCCGAUAUUUAUAUUCAGGGGCCUGGGAUUCUGCCGCUCAUGGCUGACUGCGGACGGUUUCUCACCACCUAACUGUCCACUGCGCGCCUAAGAAGUGUGUAAAAGGAGUCAUCUGUCCUGUGUAGGCAGCAGCUCCUGCUGCCUGGUGCGAUGAGAGAGACCGUGCCACUUACACUGGUAUUGUUCCACGCUACCUGGC
Molecule: messenger RNA, 2292 nt
Organism: Diaporthe batatas
Lineage: Eukaryota; Fungi; Ascomycota; Sordariomycetes; Diaporthales; Diaporthaceae
Exons: 4
Coding region: 247-1137 (296 amino acids)
Biological process (GO): intracellular protein transport; SNARE complex disassembly
Cellular component (GO): SNARE complex; vacuolar membrane
Molecular function (GO): soluble NSF attachment protein activity; syntaxin binding
Source: RefSeq, a predicted model, not a curated record